Messenger RNA from Sciurus carolinensis (gray squirrel), 2060 nucleotides. RefSeq names its product transmembrane protein 221 (gene Tmem221). The coding region runs from base 231 to 1106 and encodes 291 amino acids. The record is from RefSeq and is a predicted model, not a curated record. The transcript is spliced from 3 exons. NCBI's taxonomy places the organism in Eukaryota, Metazoa, Chordata, Mammalia, Rodentia, Sciuridae.
UCGUCCCAAGUUUUCGGGAGUUUCAGCGUCCCAAGAGCUGUCGGCACCCCGGGUGCCCAGUCUGGCGACCCCCUAGGCAACCCCCCAAUCCAGCCCCAGAACCUUCAGGCACCUCCUGAUGUCCCCGCCCCUUGGGUCCCCCUGGGAGCCCGAGGACUCCCCCAACUCCUCGACUUCCUGAAACUUCUGGGAACCCUCCACUGUCUCCCCAGGCCCGCAAGACCCCUGCCAUGGCCCGCUCGUACGGCGGCCGGGUGCUGGCCGCGAUGACCCUGCUGGGCAUUCCGGCGGCCGUGCUGGCGGCGCUGGCCGCGCAGCUGCUGUUCCAGCUGCAGGCGGGACGCGCUGAGCUGCGGGGACCGCGCGCCGACGGGCUGGGCCCUGAGCUGGGCACCAGCCCGGGGCUGCCCGAGGAUGCGGCCGGGGCGCUGCUGCCGCUGGCCGCCGCGCUGGCCGCGCUCGCCCUGGUGCUCGGCCUCACCUGCCUGCUGCUGGCGGCGCUCUGUGGCCACCUGGGCGCGGAGCUGGCGCGAGGACCCAGCCCCGGCAGGUCAGACUGGUUUCUCUACGACUGCCGCCUCCUCAGGCACGUGGCCCUCGGCCUGUUCUGCUGCGGGGUCUCCGUGUACUUAGCAGCGCUGUCCAUCUAUGCCCUGCUGCUUUUCGAGAUUGAGACCGGUGCAGCCGCCGCCUCCAUCCUCGGCUCUGGAGCCCUGGUUCUAGUGGCCAUUCUGACCCACACUCUGCUCCGGGCUGCCCGGGCCAGCCGCCGUGGCCUCCGUGAACUCUCGCCACGGUCCUUUGAGGAUCCCCCUGCACACCCUGCUGAAGCCUCCAAGGACAGCCCCAGAGCUCAGCCCCAGCAUGGUACCCUCCGUCAGACCCCCUAUUCAUCCUGCCUGGAGCCCGGGGAGCCCCUUAGGACCAUGGCCACUGCCACAGCACCCGCAGCCCUGGGGGGAGGCCGGGAGAGCAGACUCCCUGUGCCCCGAGUGCACCGGACACUGUCGGCUGGCCUGGGGCCCUGGGAGGGGGUCACUCAAGAGAUGCGUAGUAUGCUGGGCCACAGGCCAAGGGCCACAGGAAAGGACUCAACGCUGGUGUGAACCCGAGAAUCAGGGAUAGAUAACUGGUACAAGGUAGCAAGAAGAAGAUAUCAUAGAGCUAGGUCCAGCCUCAGCUGCAGUCACAGGAAGACUUGACUUCUCUUACAGUUCACAGCAUCCCUGGUUAUAGCCUUUAAGAUUUCCUCAUGGCACAAAAUAGCUGCAGGGCUCCAGCCUUUACUUCCCCACUAGAAGGGAAAGUCAAAGUCCAGGCCUGGCUCAGAGUCUUCUGGAAGUCUUCCUUAUGAGGCUUUGGGGCCCUUUUGCUUACUUCUUCCUAGCCAGGACAGAGUUCCAAGACCAGACCUCAAUUCAGGGGAGGUUGGGAAAUCUGGUUGCUCAGAAUGAAUGGUUCUGUAACAGGCAGAGUGGAGGCUGGGGCUUAGGAAGUGAUUCUCUAAGUGUCUCCAUCCAUUUUUCAGAUGAGGAAAUCGAGGCCCCAAGAGGGGCAGUGACUCACCAGAGGUCCCAGUUCUGAGCAUCAGAGCCAGGAUUCGCGCCUGGGUCUCGUAAGCCCCAUGCUGCUGACAGACAGCGCAAGCCUCAGAUCCCUCGAAACUCCCCACCCCCGCUGGGGCUGCGCCAGGCUCAGAGCAGCCCAAGGCCAGGGGCACGCGCGGAGGCUGGACCCCCACGCCUGGCUGCUGGCUGCUCUGUGCCUCAGUUUCCCUGUCCAUAAAAUGGGACUGAAAGCGACCCUUAUCUUCAGGCUGUCUAGAGACACCCGAGUCCAUGCAAGCCGUCUGGGGCCUGUGCACAGUAGGUCCUCAGCGCAUGUCAGCUAUUUCUGUGUUGCUGCGGGUGGGUGUACCUGGAGGUGGGAAAUGGCCGGAGACAAAGCCAAGAGGCUUACAGACCUGAUGGGGCUCAGUGUCAGAAGACGGGGACCAGGGGUCCAGACCCUCCCCCAUCUUGCACAUCCCCAAAUAAACUCCAGAGCUCAUGAUCUGUGUU